This is a messenger RNA of Zea mays, 769 nucleotides long. RefSeq lists its product as uncharacterized. The record is from RefSeq and is a predicted model, not a curated record. Bases 220 to 645 code for a protein of 141 amino acids. Lineage: Eukaryota; Viridiplantae; Streptophyta; Magnoliopsida; Poales; Poaceae. The transcript has 5 exons.
AAAAUCGAAGCCAUUUCAAACGGCAAUAAUGUCGAACGGUUCGACGUCUUACUCAAACAAGGAUACACAUAUACAUUGUAUAAAGUGGCAUUCUGUCUAAACUGGGCGGAGGUUCAAUUUCGGAAUAUUGCGCAUGGGCUAGAGUUGGGAUUGAUAACACAUACUAUUGUGGAGCCAUUCACUAAACCAAUUCAAUUUCCUCCAUUUCCAAAAUAUCUUAUGCCAUUUCAUGAUGUUUACCAACAACCGCAUAAGACGUUCGUAGACAUUAUUGGCAUAGUUGUUCAUUUGGAGCCAUUAAAGUAUAUCGGUGGAAGGCCAUACAGAGAGGCUGUACUAAUGGAUUCCAGGUGGAAUCUAAUUGUCAUGGGGGUAUGGACCGAUCUCCUGCAGAGAAAUGCUCUACGAUGGGCAUUAGCUAAAGUUGACAAGAAUAUAAUUAUUGCAACAAUGAUGCGUCGUAACAAUAAAUACAGAUGUUUGGAAACUUCGGACUAUAGCACCAUUCAUUUUAACCCAGAUCAUCACACUACAAGCCGGCUGCAGAUCAUUCGACACUCGUUGAUUCAAAAUCCAAGGAGUCGUGCCAUCAACAAUUUUCUGGAGAACAGACAAGCACAAUUGACAACUAUGAUACCAGAUUGAGAAGUGUUUAGCUUAUUAUAGUAGAUAUACUUUAUUAAUUAUAUGUAGUAGAACACUUCGUAACAAUGAUUUGGUCUCUAUUUGUAUUGGUCAUGUGUCCAGUCUUAAUGGUGAUAGCUUUGUA